Molecule: messenger RNA, 3698 nt
Organism: Paramacrobiotus metropolitanus
Lineage: Eukaryota; Metazoa; Tardigrada; Eutardigrada; Parachela; Macrobiotidae
Product: myelin regulatory factor-like
Exons: 5
Coding region: 307-3522 (1071 amino acids)
Biological process (GO): positive regulation of DNA-templated transcription; protein autoprocessing
Cellular component (GO): endoplasmic reticulum membrane; nucleus
Molecular function (GO): sequence-specific DNA binding; DNA-binding transcription factor activity
Source: RefSeq, a predicted model, not a curated record
CUAUGUAUUUCUACCAGAAAUUGGUCAUGUGUGAAAUUAUGUGGUAGCAGUCCACGAAUCCGAUAAGAAGUUUUAGAAUCAUUCACAUACUGUACAGUAGUGGCUCCUUUCUUCAGCGCCAGAGAGGACGGCACUAUUGUCGUCUGUCGUACGUAUCCUCUGGUCAUUUUGAUCUCAAGCUUAAGUGGAUCAUGCCUAACCACACCGUGAUUUCUUACACCGCUAUCAUCAUGUUCAGUUUACCGUAAACUGUGGAUAAUAAUCUUCUGGUCCAGUUUUUAGUCUACAUUCUCAAAAGCCGUCAAUAUGGAUCAGACUAUGCCAAAUUUUAACCUAUCUUACGAUGGUUCUUAUUCUAACACCUACAAUGACUAUUUUCCUAGUUUUACCGAGCACGAUUACGACAUGCCGGUAUUGCCAAAUUAUCCACCGAAUGAUGUAAAUUAUCCCGGACUGAGUAAUGGACACUGUGUGCUGCCGGACAGUCCUCCUGACUCUCACCCGGACAGCUAUGCCAUACCAAAUCAGUUUGGUCUUCUACAGAAUGUACACCGGGUAACCAGUGGCUACAUUCCGCAUCAUGGCGAUGUGUCGUCCUCAACGGGGCCCAGCACUUCCGGUGUCAUCCCGAUUCCCGCUAAGCCCCAGAUCAGCCUUCCCCACCAAGGCUUGCCCCAUGUACCACCUUUUCCUUAUCCAAAAAAACGCCUGAAGGGCUCACUGAAUGUGGAUGUCUCCAGUACCAGCUACUCGUCCGCCAGUAAUUCGCCCUUGUCAAUCCACAGCUGUAAGCAAGAGGACGAUCGUGACCUUGAUUUCCCAAUGUCGAAUUCUCACACUGGUAACCUGCUGUAUUAUCAGCCACUACAGUCGUCUGCACCGUCGGAUGAUAUGAUAUUCGGCGCAAGUGACUUGGGCGAUGAGAGUCAACACCGCAAUAUUACCUUCAAGCCCAUAUUCACUGAACAGUGGUGUAACGUGGCUGUGCGUAAUGAUAGGGUGCUAGUGCCGGCAUCCAUUAUGGAGUUUAAAGUGCAGGCUGAUAAGGGGUUCAACUAUUCUCAGUACGAUUUCGGGGCAUUUAUUUGCCAGAAAAAGAAUCAUUUCCAAGUUACCGUUCAAGUCGUCCUUAGCGCAUUGCCGCAGUUCGUCAAAUUACCAACCGGGGACGACUACGAACAAAUAAAGAGUUUCUUUAUCGACCUUUGCGGGGUACGCGCUGAAAAUAUUCAUCAGCAUCCAAUCAAGAUCGAAGAAUCGCAGAGCGACCGUUCCCGGAAGUCUUUUAUUCCCCGCACCAUUGAUCUCUCGCAUUUGCGUCAGCAGAUGACCAUAGCCCGACUGCACUUCAGUGAAACUACGUUAAAUAAUCAGCGGAAGAAACUAAAAAAACCUAAUCCCGAACAGAAAUUUUUCCGACUGGUUGUCGGUUUGUAUGCUGUAGUGGACCUACCCGAUGGCCAACAGGGAAAGCGGCUGAUACAUGCCGUCGGGUCAGAAAACAUCAUUGUACGGGCAUCGAAUCCACAACAGUUCGAGCAUGACGGCACGCCGACACCACAAUGGCAGAAGGCCCCGCAUGACGAUGAGGCCAUAUUUUACACCGGCAGUAUUGGGAUAAACAACGACCGCCCAGAAGAAGCCUUGGACAUUCGAGGCAACAUGAGACUGUCCGGACGUCUCAUUCAACCGUCGGAUGCGCGAGCCAAAGAGAUCCUGGAAGAAGUGGAUCCCAAAGACCAGCUGAAAAAUAUCGGGAGGCUACGCAUUGUGCGCUACAAAUACAAGGACGAAGUGGCCAGGGUGUUAAACCUACAGGAAGAGGCGCAAUACGAUACGGGCAUACUCGCUCAGGAUGUGUUGGAGACUAUUCCUGAAGCGGUGGAGGAUAUUGGGGAUCUGGUGUUGGAGAAUGGAGAAACCGUGGAAAACUUCCUUAUGGUCAAUAAGGACAGAUUAUUCAUGGAAAAUCUCGGAGCCGUUAAGGAACUGUAUAACCUAACGGAUAGUUUUGGCUCACGUAUCGUGGAAUUGGAACGCAUGUAUCGGAGAGUUGCUCAUCUGAAAAGCCGUGAUAGUUUUCGCUCAAAUAUCAGUGCCGUAACGACGAAAUCCGUUCAGAGUUCAAUCUUCACUUCGGUCUCGAAUCGUCUGCCGACAUCCGUAUCGGCUCGACCGUCCAUAUACUCCGUGGCACCGCCACCCGGUGUCUUCACUGAUAAACUUCAGAAAAAGCCCAGCACAUCUGAGCCCGCAUCGCUUAUACGGUUAGGUAAAUCGUACAUGCAAUGGUUGACGCUGGGUUUGGUGACCUUGGUGUCCAUUUGCCUAAUUGCCCUGUUGGCUCUGUACAUUACGUCGAAGCCUGGUAACGACACCAGCGAAGACCAAAUAUUUACGGCCGCCUUGCAGUUCGGCUCGACCACUGCAACGGCAUCAUCAGCUCCGGUAAUUUCCACUAGGCAACCGAUUAUUAUACCGGGUUCUGAUCAGGAACCUUUUUUUCCGCAAGUAAUCGACGUGAACUGGGAUGAUGCAACGGUUCUAUGGUCAACGGGGUUGUGCAAGUUCGUUACACCGGUCGCAAAUGAUGAAAAAUGCGUACUCAAUGUCACAUACGCAGAAAAGUACUGCAAACGGUCGCCGUUCAUGGAAACGGACGACUGUUGUGUAGCCAUAUCAGCCAAUCAAUUUAUUCCUCCAAAUUUUAUUAAUAACCCCAUUAGCAUAAACGGGCACGGCUAUGGCUAUGGUCGUCAUCCUGCACCCAUGCAGCUUCCGGAAUACAAGACCGAUCAGAACGACUUGCCCACAAAAGGAAUGGAUAAAAAUUUGCAGAUCUCUUUUGUCACCGAAACUGACAGUGCGCACUCUGGAGUGGAUGACAUAAUCAAGCAUUACCCAAACAAACUGUUUGGCAAAGAACUUGACGAUGGCAAUGCCGUAUUAUACCGUGCUGAUAUCAAACCAAAACAGGAAAAGGAUUCCCGAAAUGUAAAAAGCGGAGUUACCGAUUUAUCGGGGAAAAACGACAAAUAUAUUCCCAGCGGCGAGCCAUGUCCGGAUAUAUCCGAGCACCAGACUGAAAACUGGGAUAUGGUCGAACAUAUCGAUCUGGUUGAGCCAGAUAUUCGUUUGACUCGGGCGUACUGUAACACUCGUAAAGAACCUUGUGGUACGAAUCAUAACUACCUGCUCACCGUCCCAUUAAGCAAGUACUAUGCCGAUCAGAACAUCACUGUCCGAUUCACGCGUAAAGUGGAUACAGUGCUGAUGACCUGUGCGCACUACAUCGAAGGUGGAAGUUGCUUCCGGAAUCAAAAUCGUCCGGGUUUCGUUUGCCGAUCGGAUGAAGCUGAAGAAUGGAUUACUGUGCCAAUUGCCAAUUAUUUGCGGAGUGAACUGAAAAUCCGAGUGGCGGAAAAGCGGACAGCUGCACAUUUUAAUAAGAACCUCUGUGAAAUCGAAGGUUCAAAAGAUAUUGUUUAUUAUAAUAUUGUCUUUGUCAGAAGCUGUCGAUAACAUUGGUAUUCAUUUUAACAUCAGUCGCUCUUUGAACGUUACGCUGACCACAAUGUGCAAUACCUAAUAGUUAUGGCGAGUGUGCUUCAGGUUUUUAUAAAAUGAUUCAUGCUACUUACUGUAUUUUUAACUGGAACAUAGUGUUGUUGAACAGAAUAAAAACCUUUUUGUCGUGU